GUGUCCUAAGUAUUGUCGGCCUGUGUUUUAACUCACGAGGUUUUUUGUGUUUUAUUUCCAAUUUAUAUUUUUUGGUGUGAGACAACACCGCCAUGUGGCGUCUCUGUUGAAAAGUUAACCUAAAAUCAUAUUAGGCCUACUCAGGUCCUAACAAUAACAAUAUAGGCACUUUCAAGUAUUUUUAUGGGUGUGAUACACGUUUGUUUAUAACGAUGUUUAUAAACUUUAUGAUAGGUUUAACUAUAACAUAAGGGAGUGAUUUUAUAAUUUGCAUUUAAUUAGUUUUUCAUCUGUUUGGGAGAUCACAAAAUAAAUAAAAAAACACUUCAUUAAUUUCGUGGACAAAGUCUGUCAUGUUUCCAUUUAGUGACCACAAAGCAAAUAUUUGUGACAAAAUGCCAUAUUUGGAACACUGCCUAACUGCGUAUUGUGAACGGGUCCCCGGAAAAGUGUUAUGACAAAUGUUUUUUUUUUUUGGUUAGGUACUACAAGAAAGACAUUGAAGAAGUUUCAACACCAGGAAAAAAGAGGAAAAAAAGGCCACAGGAAGGAAAGUCACUUGACACAGUCGACGAUUUCACAGUAAACGCAAUCAGGAAUGCAAUUUACAGGAUGUACGCUGAAGGUUUGAAUGUUACAGUCGACACCAUUUUGAAAGAAAUCAGGGAAAGACAAAUAGAUUAUUAUGGUGGAAGAUCAAGUCUUCAUAAAUUGUUAAAGAAGAUGGGAUUUUCAUGGACAACUGUUGAUGGACGAAAAGCUUUGAUAGAGAAUGAAAACAUAGUAUUGAAGCGAAUAGAUUUCUUGAGAAAGUAUAAAGAAGAAAAAGAAAGAGGAACUGUAUCAAAGUCAUGGCAGGACAAGAGUCUACAAUCUGCGAAGAGACGUACUGUUGGAGAUGGUAAAAGGUUUAUUGUUGUUAAUGCUGGAGGGCGCACUGGCUUUGUGCCAGGAGCAGGAUUACUUUUUGUUUCAGGUCAGAAGACUGCAGACUACCAUGGCGAGAUGAAUGGGGAAACUUUCUUGAUGUGGUUUGAAGACAUGUUGGUGCAUCUGGAGGAACCCAGUGUCAUUAUAAUGGACAAUGCUUCAUAUCACAGCACCCAGGUUGAGAAAACACCUACAACGAACUGGACCAAGGAUGCACUGAUCGCGUGGCUGGAGAAGAAUGAGAUAAAACAUGAAAAUAAUUUGUUGAAAGUGGAGCUGCUGAGAAUAGCUAAACAAAACAAGCCCCGAAUACGAUGGGCGAGGUGUGUGGAUCACGUGGAGAAGCUAAUUCAAGCAGACUGGGAGAGAGAAGUCCACAUAGACAGCGGCACCAUUCCUCCACUCAUCAUCCACCUCGGCGAGGAUAGUUCAAGUGAAGACAGUGACAGCGAAGAAUUUGAGGUUACGACACAGCAAGUAGAUGGAGACAGUGAAGUACUGGCAGUUCCUCUUGAUGAUUUACCCGGGUGUUCUUAUUGAGGUCUGUAUGUAAUAAACACCUGGGCAACUGUAAGUAUUGGGGUUUGAAACAUUUUUUUUUCUUUUAUGCAUUCCCAUUAAGUAUGUUGAUUACUGGAACUUUAUGUAUUAACUUUAUAUUACACAUAUUAUAAAAUUAAUAAUAAAUUUCAUUUCUGGAUUCGUAUAGGUGUAUGUGAAACAUUUUAUUUUGUUGUGUCUCUUCAUUUUUCAGUGAACUUACUUGGAAAACAAAAAGCCAGUCCCCAUCCAGGGCCACAAAUAAAUAAUGCAUAUAAGUGGUAUAGAAAUUACUGUCAAUUCUUUACCACAAUUUUACUGUUCAUAAAAUUACGAUUUUGUCUAAUAAGUAUACUCAGGAAAAUGUAUAUAACCAUAUUUUUAUUUGUGGCCUUAACCGGCAAAAUGGUAGGGGUUUAUUAAAUAAAAGAAGAAAAUUCAUUUUUAAAUGUUUUCAUCUGAAUUUGUUAAUUUUAUUAAACCUUCAAUCCUUAGUCUUUUCCAGAUUGCUUAGAUGGACAGCCAUAUGUAUAAUUUACAAUACUUUUUUUUUUUCA
Molecule: messenger RNA, 2027 nt
Organism: Bacillus rossius redtenbacheri
Lineage: Eukaryota; Metazoa; Arthropoda; Insecta; Phasmatodea; Bacillidae
Exons: 5
Coding region: 613-1470 (285 amino acids)
Molecular function (GO): nucleic acid binding
Source: RefSeq, a predicted model, not a curated record